AUGAGAGAACAUUUAGAAUCAUCAACACCUGGCCAAUUCAUUGUUGAUGAUCGAAUUGUAAUUCCUGACAAUGGUGAAUUAUUUACAGAAAAUGAAGGAUUAUUUGCCGAUGAUGUUCUUUAUCACAUAUUUCAAUUUCUAGAUGCAGAAUUUAUGUUCAAAGUUUGCAAACGAGUUUCGAUACAGUGGCAUCGAACAGCAAACAAAGCUCCUAUCAUUCUGAACUUUUCUUCGGAAUCAAGCAAACAUAAGAGAUGUGAACAUUAUUGCGAGCACUGGCCCAAUGUAGAGCUAAAAAUGCAAUUAUUCUACAUGAGUAACAACAAAAACAGCAUUACAGAGUUGAAUGUAGAGGACUGUUGUUGUGAUCGUUCGUACCUUUCAAAAUUUCUCAUUUCCGAUGAGGGAUCUAUUUUUUUGAAAGAUGUCAAGCGUCUUAAUUUGGCAAAUAAUCAGUUGACUUACAAGGACGUUAUUUCAAUUUUGGAAAGUAGUUAUUGCAACAAUUUGACAGAAUUGAAUAUAUCUUACAAUGCCAUCAAAGAAUGUGACAUGCAAGAAAUUUUAAACAACGAAACACUGAAGAACAUUGUAUCGUUAGAUUUAAGUGGUAAUGAAUUUAGUGAGACGAACAUGACCCUUCUGUGCCACAAUUUGACUCGCUUGUCAAGACUAACAUUGGCCGACAUGAAAAUUGGCAAUUCACAACAAAUGCAAUAUUUUGGCAAGAGUUUUAAUUUUCAAAAUUUACACGAAUUAAGUCUGAAGAGAACCAACCUCUUAUCUGCAGAAUUGUUCGAGAAUUACCACAAAAUGAAAAACUUGACACGUUUAAAUUUAUCAUAUUGCAACCUCAAGACCAAAGAUAUUACGGAAAUCUCCAAAAACUCACACAUGAAACAUUUAAAGGUACUAGAAUUGGAAGGAAAUAGAAUCGGUAACUCGGAAUUUACAUCCAUCAUUUCAAUGAAAAAGUUAACGGAACUACAUUUGAGUACCAACUCGAUACAAAGUAUUGACAGUUCUGUAUCCGUGUUGGAGAGCAACCUUUUUUACUUGAAUUUGUCUGAUAACAAAAUUGAUGAAAAGGGAAUAGCAACCAUUCUCUCCAAGAUUACCUUUCAAAAUUUGAAAUCGCUCAAUCUCGCAAGAAAUAACAUUGGACACAACGGAAUCAUUCACAUUUGUAAAUCCAAAACUAUGCGACAUUUAACAUUCUUGGAUUUAACUGGAACCAAAAUCAAAGAUCAAGGAGCUAAUGCCUUGGGCUCAAGCUCAUCCUACUUGAAAAAGUUAAAAGUAUUGCGUUUGGAUGACAGCAAGCUUGGAUGUAAUGGAAUUGAGGUCAUGUUUUCCACAGGAUCUAAUUUUAAACAUUUAACAGAGCUUUCAAUGCGAGACAAUCGUAACAUUGGUUAUCCAAAUCAAAGUAUUGAGAUUUUAGCCAGUUGCGCUGCAUUGAGAAAUUUAACCAUUCUCGACUUGAGUCGUUGUAAUAUUGCUGAUGAGGGCAUAAAAGCACUGUGUGAAAACGGUGAACAUUUCACACAGUUAUCGGAAUUGAAUGUAUCAUUUUGCAAUUUGACGACUCGUUCACUACAAUAUCUGUUGCAAUGUGAUUGCUUUCAACAAUUGACCAAGCUGUCGAUGGCAAUGAAUUACAUUCGAAACAGCAAUGUUGACGAGGAAUCCUUUCGGCAGCAUUUCCCUUCACUCAAGAUUUUCAACUAUCAGGGCUACGAUAGGGAUAAUUUUGCCAAUGAGGAAUAA
Naegleria lovaniensis is the source of this 1770-nucleotide messenger RNA. RefSeq lists its product as uncharacterized. NCBI's taxonomy places the organism in Eukaryota, Heterolobosea, Eutetramitea, Acrasida, Naegleriidae. The transcript has a single exon. The record is from RefSeq and is a predicted model, not a curated record. The coding region runs from base 1 to 1770 and encodes 589 amino acids. Gene Ontology annotation, molecular function: protein binding.